GUGAAUCUCAUUGUUCUACCCAGCUGGUAACCGAUCAAGAGAGACGCGAAAGAUCCGAAGAUGGCGACCGUAGACGAGAGUCCUUCCGCUAAGAGAUGGCUUCCUCUUGAAGCAAACCCAGAUGUCAUGAAUCAGUUUCUAUGGGGUCUCGGUCUUCCACCAGACGAAGCGGAAUGCAAUGAUGUGUUUGGCUUGGACGAAGAACUUCUCGAAAUUGUCCCCAAGCCUAUUCUUGCUGUUCUCUUCCUCUACCCCAUCACCCAGAAGAGUGAAGAAGAGAGAAUCCAACAGGACAAGGAAAUCAAGGAAAGGGUGCAUAGUGAUAGAGUUUACUUCAUGAAGCAAACUGUGGGAAAUGCUUGUGGAACGAUCGGACUUCUUCAUGCUGUUGGGAAUAUAACCUCCGAAAUCAAGCUCUCCGAUGGAUCUUUCUUGGAUAAGUUCUUCAAAUCCACUGCAACCAUGAACCCUUUGGAGCGUGCAAAGUUUCUUGAGAAUGACAGACAAAUGGAAGAUGCUCACUCUGUAGCUGCCACAGCUGGUGAUACGCAGGCUUCAGAUAACGUCGACACUCACUUCAUCUGCUUCACAUGUGUAGAUGGUGAACUGUAUGAACUCGAUGGGAGAAAGUCAGGACCGAUUUCGCACGGCGCAUCCUCUCCAUCCUCCCUGCUGCAGGAUGCGGCUAAAGUGAUAAGGAGCAUGAUAGAGAAGAACCCUGAUUCUCUCAACUUCAACGUGAUGGCCAUCUCCAAGAAGACCACCAACGCCUGAGAGAUUUUUCAGUGUUUACUGUUUGGAAGAAGAGUUCACAUGGAGCUUCCUUUUUUUUAUCACAAGACUUUGGUUUUGCUUUUUUUUUUUUUUGUUUGGUCGUUGAUGUUAAAACUAGGAAAGGACCGCACGUGUUUUUUGUGUUAGGGAAUAGGGAUGGUGGAACCAAUAACAAAUGUGAAGUUUGAACCCUUUCCUGCUUUU
Molecule: messenger RNA, 978 nt
Organism: Tarenaya hassleriana
Lineage: Eukaryota; Viridiplantae; Streptophyta; Magnoliopsida; Brassicales; Cleomaceae
Product: ubiquitin carboxyl-terminal hydrolase 3
Exons: 9
Coding region: 61-774 (237 amino acids)
Biological process (GO): ubiquitin-dependent protein catabolic process; protein deubiquitination
Cellular component (GO): cytoplasm
Molecular function (GO): cysteine-type deubiquitinase activity
Source: RefSeq, a predicted model, not a curated record